CCACUUACUCCUUCUGUACUUGUCUUUGUACUCCCUCACAUUGCCGUCGGGCUCGUCACUAUCCACUCUCCUAUACCCCAUCAUUCUCUUCUCCACUCUUCAUCAUUACACACGCCCGAAGCACAAUGACGCACGCAGGACCCUCCGCUGAGGUCGAGGACUUCAAGUCUGGCCACUGCCAGCGUAUUCGCCUCGCGCCGGACUCAGCGACCAUCACCGACGAGAUGUACGGCGUGCAUGAGAUCAUCGAGGCGCCGCUGCUUGCGCUUCUUUCGUCGGCGCCUGUGCGCCGCCUCGGCCGCGUCCACCAGCACGGCAUGAGCGGCCUGCUGGGCCUCACGCCGCCCGUCACGCGUCUCGAGCACAGUGUGGGCGCCAUGCUCCUUGUUCGCCGCGUCGGCGGCAGCGUGGAGGAGCAGGCUGCCGCGCUGCUGCACGACAUCAGCCAUACGGCGCUAUCGCAUGUUGCAGACGACAUCUUCCCCUGCGACGGGUCCUACCACGAGAUCCACAAGCAUCGGUACGUCGCCACCACCUGCCUCCCCACGCUCCUGCCCAAGAUUGGGCUGCCAGACAAGGUGCUGGACGAAGAGCUGUACGGGCUCGUCGAGCAAGACUCGCCACACCUCUGCGCCGACCGCCUCGAUUACGGGCUUCGCGACGCCGUCGCGUUCAAGUUCCUCCCCCUCGAAACGGCGCAGGCUGUCUUCGCCGACCUCACCGCCUUCCCCUCCCCUUCGGCGCCUAAGCGCUGCCUAGCCCUCCACGACCCCAAGCUCGCCCUCGCCCUCGCCCGCGGGUACAUCGCUACCGAUUGCGCCGUGUGGGGCAAUCCCGCCCAUGCCGACAUGUACAUACGCGCCGCUGCGCUUAUCCGCUCCCUCGUCGAGAACGGCCGCAUGGCUGAGGACGACUUGUGGCUUGACGACGAGGUCUUCUGGGCCACCAUGCGCGACGCAUGUGACGAGGACGGACGUCGCGAGAUGGACGCGCUUUACGCCAUCCCCGAUGAGCAGGGGCUGCGCCUGCGCCUGGAGGCCAAGGUUCGAACUUUGGACCCGGAGCUUGUGGUCGAUGGCUCGCUCGCGCCCCUAUCGCAGGUUACCCCGGAGUGGAAGGCAGAGAGGCAGGCGUAUAUUGCCUCGCGCCACAUUCUAUACCAGCCCCCCUCUCCCGUCCCCGGUGCCUCCACCCGAGCGAACGGCGUCGCAGGCGCGAACAGCGACGUCUGCCCUGGCGAAUGAGCACACCAUCGACAUCAGCAUUACUGUCACUUAUUAAUGUACAUGCAUUGCCUAUACAACCAAACAUGCUACUCAACACACGCCUCCCGCGCCGCCCUGCAAACCGCUCGAGAUGUCUCCAGUAAGCCAGUCGAACAAGGCAAGAAUAUCCACGUCCGGCUCCAAGUCCAGGACCGCCCCGAAGGCAGGCGGAUCGGGCAAGAGAAGUGCCUGCACGCCUUCAAUACCAGGAAUGGCGGGCAUGCUUUUAAUAAGGCUGUUGAUGCGGGGCAUUGCCGAGCCAGCUACCUCCCACUGCGUGC
Molecule: messenger RNA, 1546 nt
Organism: Cutaneotrichosporon oleaginosum
Lineage: Eukaryota; Fungi; Basidiomycota; Tremellomycetes; Trichosporonales; Trichosporonaceae
Biological process (GO): dGTP catabolic process
Cellular component (GO): nucleus
Molecular function (GO): dGTPase activity
Source: RefSeq, a predicted model, not a curated record